AUGGACGCAUAUACUCUACCGUGUGAGAGUUAUAUUUACGUUGAAAAAAAAGUAAGUAAACCAAAAGACGUGGGUCAAGGUAUCGGUGACAUUAAAUUUACUAACAACGGAUUAGCGUUUCUAUUUUCCGAAUUACGAUAUGAAUUGAAUGGUGUGGAAAUACAAAAAUUAAAAUACCUUGGAAUAUCUUCGUGUUUGAAGGGGUACUGUUCAUAUACACCUAACGAUUUGAAUGAACUUCAGAACGGCGCUUGGGAUAUAAAUAUGACCGAGGAAGACAAUAAGGAUUUCAUGACGGAAAAUAAAUUUUCUGGGUGUAUCCCACUGAAACAUUUAUUCGGUUUUUGUGAAGACUAUAAAAAAAUAUUACUCAAUUGCAAUCAACAACUUAUUUUAAACCGAGCGUCAAAAGAUUUCGACGCGUUGUACGUUACAGGCGUUGGGGCAAAAGAAAAUAUUGAAAAAAAUAAGAAAGUAACGCUUGAUCUUCAAAAAAUUAUCUGGAAAAUGCCCAUCGUCCGAGUGAGUGAUAUAGAAAAACUAAAAUUAUUAAAAGUACUGGACUCUCGGAAGACGCUGUCGUGCGCAUUCAGAAGUUGGGAUUUACGCGAGUAUCCAGUUCUUCCGCAGAAUACAUCUCAUUCGUGGACUGUCAAAUCUAGUAACUUACUUGAAAAACCUAGGUUUGCAAUCAUAGGAUUUCAAACAGAUCAAAAAAAAAAACAACUUGAAUAA
Messenger RNA from Sipha flava (yellow sugarcane aphid), 735 nucleotides. RefSeq lists its product as uncharacterized. The record is from RefSeq and is a predicted model, not a curated record. Bases 1 to 735 code for a protein of 244 amino acids. Lineage: Eukaryota; Metazoa; Arthropoda; Insecta; Hemiptera; Aphididae. The transcript has a single exon.